Molecule: messenger RNA, 2027 nt
Organism: Microplitis mediator
Lineage: Eukaryota; Metazoa; Arthropoda; Insecta; Hymenoptera; Braconidae
Exons: 3
Coding region: 440-1675 (411 amino acids)
Molecular function (GO): nucleic acid binding; zinc ion binding
Source: RefSeq, a predicted model, not a curated record
AUCUAUGGUUCGACUAGAGGAUAUUUCUGAACGCAGGAGUUUAAUAUUUCUCUUCCAGAGUGUGUUUCUGAACAUGCCCAAAAUGUAAGAAAACAAGUGCCGGUACUUACCGAACAUAUGACGCAGUUUCUAUAAAAUAGAUAAUAGAACAGUAUAAUUACUAGAAUUUAUCUCCAGCUUAAUUGGAAGACGAUUUUCUUAUUUACUUUGAUUAUUCUCAUGAGAAACCUAUUAAAAAUUGUUGUUGCUAUUUGUCUAAUUUAUUGGAUAUAUUAUACAACAAUGAUAAGAAUAUAACAACUAAUAUAUUAUUGUGGUGACACAUAUAAAUCAUCAGGACGAGGGGCGCACUUGCAUAAAUGUCACCAUGAAACUUUCACGAGACAUCGCAACAAAUUUAUUUAAAUUAAUAACUAAUAAAUAGAUAAAUAAAAUAGAAAUGUCUAAAAGACCAAGUAGUCCAACAAAAGAAGGUCCACUACCGGCAAAAUUACAAGAUGAUUUUCUCUUAUACUUCAAUAAUUUUAUUGAGAUUCGUAAUGAAAAUUACAUUUGUCAUUUAUGUAAAGUUAUCAUGCCAUCAUUAUUUACAGUCAUGUCACAUAUAAAUAGCAGUGAGCAUGAAAAUUCAAUAAUAAAUAGAAGAUUGAGUCAUACAAUAAACAGAGAACGUCCACCAAAAUUAAAUAUUUGCGAGUUAUUUGUAAAAAAUGGAAUUUUUCGAUUUUAUCCCAGAGUAUUGAAAUGUCAUACAUGUGAUUGCUUACUUAUAUCAUUCAAAUUCGCUAAAAAACAUUCUCGUGAUCCAGAUCAUGAAAGUAAACAAAAACUUACUUUCGAAUUUAAAGAACCAGCGGAACAAGAGAAUGAAAAUAAAACUAAAGCUGAUCAAAAGUACCCGGAUUUUAUUCGCUAUGGAUACAAAGAUGAUGAUCAUAAAAUAUUAACAUGUUAUAUUUGUUCUAUCACAGAGUUAUGGAAAACCCACAAGGAAGACAGAGAACAUUUUUACAAAAUGCGGUUUUUUGUUGAUAAUUUUAUUGAUUGUCCAGGUGACAAAGUCAUGUGCAAGCUUUGUAAACAUGAAUAUAUUCCUAAAAGUUCAAUAAUAGUCCAUGCUGCUGAUGAACACAAGUUGAUACCAUGGUACCGACCACCUGAUGAAUAUAUUACGUUUUUUAAGAAUUCCAUCGUACCAUUGGGCACUAAAUUUUAUUGCUGCUUAUGCGAUAGAGUUAUCAAUAGCCGCUGGUUUGGUGCUUUAGCACAUGCACGAAGUAGAAGACAUCGAAAAGUUGUGAAGAUCAAAGAGGAAGACAUCAACCAAGAAGCUCUGUCAGUUGAUUUUUGUAAAAAAUUAUCUAAUAACAUGAUUUUUCCUUUCGAUUCCACAUUAUUGCGAUGCUGGGUGUGUAAUUAUAUUAUUGAUGGCUAUGAAAAUCAUGACAAACACAUCGACAGUGAUAAGCACAUCAGCAAACUCACUGAAAAAGUAACUGAAUUGCUGGAAAGAAAAAAUAAAAUUUAUCAUGGGACUAGAAAAAGUACUGGUGGUCCAUCUCCUGCUAAUGAUGAGUCCGAAACAACUGCAAAGUCUUCAUGUGAAGCUGGAGAUGAUGUUGAGACAACUCAUGAUCAGAGUAAUGCAUCUGAUGAUAAAGCUACAGUUCUUUGAAAAUGUAAAGAGAAUUUAUUACGUCUGAUGGGAAGUUGAUGGAGAUGAUAAUUUAAAUAAGAAAUAGUUUAUAUAGAUUUAAUUAUAAUUGAUAGUUGAUAUGAUUAGAAAACUUAAAUUUUUUGAAAACUAAGUGCGGAAAUAUAUAACCUUAUUUCAUAUAGAAUAGCUAUAAGAUAAUUAAAAACAAUAAAAAAACAAAGAUAAAUAUAAAUCCAUAUUUAAAAAUAAUUAUAAAAUUUUUCAUUCAUGUUUAGUUAUUUAAUAAUUUUAAAUAAUAACAACUGUUAUUUUAAUUGUGUAUAAUUAAGCAUUGACCCUGUUUUCUUUUGAUUUUAAUAUCAUUCUUAAA